AUGUUCAGUCCCAAAACAUUCUCUUUUCUUCUUCUACCAACCUUCCUCCUCAUAGCUUCAACCUUCUUUUCAUUUUCUCAUGGAGCUUCUCAAGUUCAUCACCUUCGAGCCAUUCAAUCUCCAGGGAGGAUUGAUGAGGGUAAGUAUGGUGUGAUUGGUGUCGUUUCAUGGGGAGUGAAAAGGUCUGUUCUGGAGGGGAAAAAUGGUGGAAACUCAUCUCUGAUACUGGCUGCCGAGAGGACCCACAGGAAAGAUCCACUCAAUGAUUUCAAGUACUAUACCGGUGGAUGGAAUAUAAGUGAAGAACAUUAUAUAUCUUCUGUGGCUUUUACUGCUGCUCCCCUGUUCCUCAUUGCUGCAAUCUGGUUUGCGGGAUUUGGCCUGUGCUUGCUGUUUAUGUGUUUCUGUUUUUGCUGCUGCCGACGUCGUCCUUAUGGAUAUUCUCAAACUGCUUAUGCACUCUCUAUUAUCCUUCUCUCGUUGUUCACCAUUGCUGCAAUUGUCGGAUGUGUUGUUCUGUACCUUGGACAAGGAAAGUUUCACAAUAGUACCGCUGAUACCUUGGACUAUGUUGUGAGUAAAGCAGACACCACUGUUGAGAAUCUUAGGAAUGUAUCAGAUUAUCUUGCUGCUGCUAAGCAGGUUGGAGUAGAACAAAUUUUUCUCCCUCCAGAUGUCCAAAGAAACAUUGACCAAGUGGAAACAAAUAUUAACUCUUCUGCUACCACUCUUGAAUUUAAGACCAAGCAGAACAGAAAGGAUAUAAAGAAGGGUUUGGAUGCUGUGAGGCUGGCUCUUAUCAUAAUAGCGGCUGUAAUGCUUCUCUUGGCUCUGCUUGGUUUCUUGUUCUCUAUCCUUGGUAUGCAGUGUCUUGUAUACAUCCUGGUGAUCAUAGGGUGGAUUCUUGUUGCAGCUACAUUCAUCCUGUGUGGUGUAUUUCUGGUUCUCCAUAAUGUGGUGGGGGACACAUGUGUUUCCAUGAAUGAGUGGGUUCAAAACCCCACAGCUCAUACAGCUUUAGAUGAUAUUCUCCCAUGUCUGGACAAUGCCACUGCCCAAGAAACAUUGUCUCAAAGCAAAGAUGUCACUUACCAAUUGGUUGGGGUGGUUAACGGGAUCAUCACAAAUGUAUCCAAUGCUAAUAUACCACCUGGUGCUGGACUUUUCUACUACAAUCAAUCUGGACCAUUGGUACCUGUCCUCUGUAAUCCAUUCAAUGCUGACAAGACAGACCGGAAAUGUGCAGCUGGUGAGGUAGAGUUUGGCAAUGCAUCCCAGGUUUGGAGGAAUUAUGUGUGCCAAGUUUCCAGCAAUAACAUAUGCACCACAGUGGGCCGUUUGACCCCUAAUAUGUAUAACCAAAUGACUGCUGCAGUCAAUGUGAGCUAUGGUUUGAAUCGUUAUGGUUCAUUCCUUACGGAUCUACUAGACUGCACAUUCGUUAGAGAUACCUUUACUGUGAUAUAUGAUGAUCACUGCCCUGAUUUGAGGCAAUACAGCAAGUGGAUUUACAUUGGGUUGGCUAUGAUCUCAGCAGCAGUAAUGCUUUCUCUGAUCUUCUGGGUGCUUUAUGCAAGAGAGAGGCGUCACAGGAAAUAUACCAAACUCGUUGAUGCUAGAUCUAUUCAAGACCCUUUUGAGGCGAAAAGGCCACAGUAA
Molecule: messenger RNA, 1659 nt
Organism: Ilex paraguariensis (yerba mate)
Lineage: Eukaryota; Viridiplantae; Streptophyta; Magnoliopsida; Aquifoliales; Aquifoliaceae
Source: the annotation of a GenBank genome assembly